This is a messenger RNA of Melospiza melodia melodia, 1877 nucleotides long. It is a transcript of the gene CLBA1, whose product is annotated as clathrin binding box of aftiphilin containing 1. Bases 352 to 1377 code for a protein of 341 amino acids. Gene Ontology annotation, cellular component: AP-1 adaptor complex; trans-Golgi network membrane. The transcript has 6 exons. The record is from RefSeq and is a predicted model, not a curated record. NCBI's taxonomy places the organism in Eukaryota, Metazoa, Chordata, Aves, Passeriformes, Passerellidae. Gene Ontology annotation, biological process: intracellular transport. Gene Ontology annotation, molecular function: clathrin binding.
UGUUAAACACCGCGCCAGGUUGGGAGAGGAGCGUUUAGUGAGUGCUUUUUAACCCGCCCCCCAAACCAGCUCGGGAAAAUGCUUGAGGAGAUGGGGUUAAUCUAACACGGCCAAUGCAGCACGGCUUAAUACUCUGCACAGAAAGUGAGGCCGAAUAACUGCACAUGCCGAGUGCUGGAGGAGAGGCUGAAGGACAUCCUGUUUUCUUUCAGCAGUGCUGUUAUUCUUUGGAGUGAAAUGAAGAAUUUGAUUUUGUUUUGGAAACACUCAUAUUUCUGAUGCAGCUGAACUUCAGUAACCUUUUUGCAGUACAGAUUUCAACAAAUUAUUUUUUUUCCCUCUUGGACAAAGAUGCAGAACUUGUCGGUGGUAGAAAGUCUCGGUGACGCAGACACACCACACUGUGAGCCUCCAAAAGGCCUGGCAGCUGGGGCAGGUGGGGUGUCUCUCCAUGAAAAUGGCUGUAGCUGGAAUGAAAGGACAAGCAAUGAAGAAAUUGUUAAUUUUGAAGCAACGCAGCAAAGCCUCCCUGCAGCGAACAGCGAAGGGAGAAGUUGCGAGGAGUUUCCCGAGAGCAGCUUCAGUCCCUCAGAACCCAGCGGUUCCUGGGGUGAUUUUGAAGGCUUCACAGAGCCCUUAGACAAAUCAGAGAUGUCCAGUGAUAACCUUGAAGUUUUGGUGAAUUCAGCAGUAACUCGGGGAGCCGAUGCGGGGCUGAGCAGAGGAGGCUGCAGCGUUUCCAUUUCUGCUGCCCACGGGUGUGCGGAGCCAUCUCUGUGCCAUGGCAAGCAGGAGGCUUCGGGCUCUCUCAGUCAGGAAGACCACAGCUAUGAGGAGAUAUUCAAGUUGAGCUUUCCAGAAGUCUUUGUGCCACAGUCCAGAGAGUGCAUAAGAAGCUUAGAGCAAGUUCUUGAUGCAAGUAAUGAAGAUGUUUGGAUUCCUGAACUUUUGAAGAAUCAGCUUUGCAUGGAUUCUGGAAAUGUAUGGAGAGCCCUCAGGGACUCUGAUAACGCCCCCAGCUCAAAACAUCCCUGGAGUAAAUCCCAUUGCCAAGAAAACCUCCUGAGCGUUCUCGGAGUAGAUGCAAAUCAAAAGGACGUUUCAGAGAACCAGACUGAUAUUUUUGAAGAAUCAAAUGUCAAAGAUAACGAGGACUUUAGGUUUGAUGCAUUCAGUGUUAAUGACUGCAAAGCAUUGAUCCAGACCAAGCUUUCUGUGUCACCAGACUCCAGACAUGGUCAUCUUUUCACCUGUAACCUCUUUUUGAAGACCACAUCAUCAAAUGAAAAUACACAGUAUAUAACAAUCCCAAGGAAAAAGCAGAUUUUUUCUACACACAACCUAAAAAUGAAAUUUUUCAGUAGUGAUGUUUGUUGAACUAAAUGCAUUUUUUUUCUUUUUUUUUUUUUUUUUUGAACUGAAUGCAGUUUGCCUUCAUUUUGUUACUGACUUGGUACUAUAGACUACAGACAUUCUUUAGCAAAGUGACACAUUGCUGUAUUUGAGGGACAUAAGGCCACCUUAUUAGAAGAUAUUUCUCCUGUUUAGUUGAGAAGUCAAAUUUUGUAAUUUUGCCCUGCUACGUUUUGCUGCAGAGUGCUGUUUCUUACAGUAAAUGCUGCAGCUGCAACCAGGGUUGGAGAUAACUCUGGUGGACUCUCCUGAACUACUGACCUUCCAGGCCUUAAUCUUCAAUCAAAAACCUUCAUUCCCAAGUCUCAGGUGUGUUGUAAUGUGCCUUGCCCCCAUCUCUCCUCAUAUUGCUCCAGUGUGGGUCAGCUGAGAGCUGUGGCUUUGCCACUGCUGGCGGUAACGAGAAGAGCCGUUCUUCAUUUGGGGACUUUCAGUGGGGUUUAGAAUAAAAGCGUUUUAAUUUC